Haliotis rubra (blacklip abalone) is the source of this 4500-nucleotide messenger RNA. Its product is annotated as sodium- and chloride-dependent glycine transporter 1-like. The transcript is spliced from 14 exons. Gene Ontology annotation, cellular component: membrane. Lineage: Eukaryota; Metazoa; Mollusca; Gastropoda; Lepetellida; Haliotidae. The record is from RefSeq and is a predicted model, not a curated record. The coding region runs from base 483 to 2426 and encodes 647 amino acids. Gene Ontology annotation, biological process: sodium ion transmembrane transport.
AGCACAUGUGCACAGAGUCGGAGCAAGUUCACUGCCGUGUUUAUGUUUCUGUCAACCAGACGGUUGUAAUUUGUGCUAUAACAAAUGUGCGUCACACAACGAUGAUGACACUUGCAUGGAUGGGUAGAGCAACAGCCAUUAAUGGAAGCCUGUGAAAGCUGGGUUAAUCAGGUUGAAGCGAAACUCGUCUGUCAGAGUCACUCCGAAUGUCACGAGGAAAUCCACGUUAUUUUGAAGAGAUAAUGUCUUGACACCUCGACUAUUUUUAAGUCGGAGAUAAAAUAUUGCCGGUAUAAAACCUACUAAGUACGAGGGAGCGAGCUCGACCUACAGCGGGGCACAGAUUGGACUUUGACCAGGCAUCUAUUUACAAGCCAGGACGCGAUCUCGACAUGUUUAUGUAACAUCAUCUCAUCACCCGACUGUAAAUACUGACGUUGUACAAUACUGACGCCACGAAUACUACCAACUCAACCCCGCAGAUGCAUUCCGAAGAAAAGGAUGAGACGGCGACCUUUAUUGCUGGAGACUUGGAUCAGCUGGAACCGGAAAAGAAGGGUCAAGAUGAAGGCCGUGAACAAUGGAGUCGGAAGAUGGACUUCGUGUUGUCGCUGAUCGGUUAUGCUGUGGGUGUCGGCAACUUGUGGAGGUUUCCAUACUUGUGUCUCAGGAAUGGCGGGGGUGCAUUUCUUAUUCCAUUCUUCACAUUCCUUCUGCUGGCCGGAAUUCCCUUGUUUUACCUGGAGGUAUGUCUGGGACAGUUCUCGGGAACAAGCUCGCUCUUCGUUUGGAAGCUGUGCCCCCUGUUUAAAGGUGUCGGAUACGGCAUGGUGAUAGUCUCGGGGAUGGCGUGCAUCUACUACAACGCUGUCAUAACGUGGGUCAUCUACUAUCUGGUCAACUCCUUCCGGUCGGAGCUACCGUGGAGCCGAUGCGGCCAUUGGUGGAACACGCCAACGUGCAUAGAUACGCGGAUGACGGGGUCGUCACACAACAGCACUGAUCGACUAACGUUUAAUACAUCAUUGGUAACGGCGAACUGUACCACCAACACCGUGUGCAAUGUUACUGAUGCCCAAGGAUUUUAUGGGUCAAAUUACAGUCUCCUGAACAAUUCCAUUUUUAAUAUGACUGAGGAGAGGGGUAAAACGGCAGCGGAAGAAUUUUGGCAAUACAACGUAUUGAGAAAGUCUUCCGGGUUUGAAGACCUCGGGAGUCUCCAGUGGCACUCUGCCCUGUGUCUGCUGGCAGCCUGGGUCCUGGUAGUCCUCUGUCUCUUCAGGGGGGUCAAGUCCCUCGGCAAGGUUGUGUAUGUCACAGCGCUCCUGCCGUAUGUUUUGCUGACGAUAUUCCUUAUCCGAGGUUCCAUGUUACCGGGGGCCCUGGACGGCAUCAAGUUCUAUGUCACGCCUGACUUUUCCAAGUUGAAGAACUUUAAUGUGUGGAUUGAAGCAUGUAUUCAGGUGUUCUAUUCUCUGGGUCCUGCUUGGGGAGGUCUCAUCACGAUGUCAAGUUUCAACAAGUUCGAUAACAACUGCUUCAGGGAUGCCGUGAUUGCGACACUGGCGGAUGGUAUGACCAGUUUUUACGGUGGAUUUGUCAUCUUCGCAGUGAUCGGAUACAUGGCAAAAGAAUCCAAUCUACCUAUUACUGAAGUUGCAACACAAGGUCCAGGCCUUGCUAUGGUAGCCUACCCAGAAGCCAUUACACGACUUCCGCUUCCGCAAAUAUGGGCAGUGUUGUUUUUCUUUAUGCUUCUCCUCCUCGGGCUGGACAGUCAGUUUGGGAUGUUCGAGACACUUGUUAGCGGCAUUUUAGACGCCUUUCCAAACAAGCUGAGGAAGAAGAGGCUGCUUGUAACAUCCUCCUUGGCAGCAAUAAGCUACUUAGUAGCCCUUCCAAUUGCUACAAAUGGUGGGAUUUAUGUCUUCCAACUGUUAGACUGGUUCGUUGCAGCAUUCUGUGUUCUUCUGACGUCAUUUUUGGAGUGCAUCAUCAUUGGUUGGAUAUACGGUGUUGAGAGAUUUGGCAGAGACAUCGAGAUGAUGCUUGGGAGACCUCCUUCAUUACUCAUGAAGCUGUGUUGGUGUUUCGUUACUCCAGUACUUAUGUUGGUGGCGCUCAUCUUCACAAUCUACACCUACAAGAUGCCAACCUACGAUGGCUAUAUCUACCCAGUAUAUGCCAGGGGUAUUGGAUUCGUCAUCUCAGUACUUCCGGUCAUUCCGAUCCCGGUAUUCAUGGUCUGGGAGUUGGUCAAGGCUAAGGGGUCAUUUAUACAGAGGCUGAAAAGCACUCUCCGUCCAGGGCCCGACUGGGGCCCGGCAAGGAAAGAACAUAUGGACGAAUACCGUAGAAGAGCAGGGGAAUACAACGCCAUUCCUCUCACAACCCGGGUAGUCAAUACAUUCUCAAGGAGUGUUUGAUGUUGUGACAGGUAGCGUGCAAGGUUGUGUGUUGCGGCCCCAUGUUUUAUGCUUAGAUCCAUGACAAUCUCAUUAGAAUUAGGUCUUUUACUCCGAUAUUAUACAUCUCUGCCUCCCGAUUUGAGGACUCAUUCGUGGGAUAUGUACACUUUCUAUUAUUUAGGACCCCUGUUUGGUAUGACUGGUUCCAGGAUUCAGACUAACCUGUCUAAUUUUGUAUCUCGAAAACGAUUCCAAGACUUCAUUAAAAUGUUUGUUAUUGUAUGUUUGUUUGUUGUUUAACGCCGCGUUCAGCAAUGUCCCAGCUAUAUGACUGCGGUCGGUAAAUAAUUGAGUCUGACCAGACAAUCAAUAGAGUCAAACUGGGAUACGAUGAUCUCAGUGCCCCUGACCAGUCAGUCAGCGAGCUUGACCACACGAUCCCGUCAGUCACCUCUUACGACAAGCGUGGAUUGCUGAAACCAGUCCUAACUCGUAUCUUCACGGGUCUAUUAUUUUCAAACAUAUAUUGUUAUACAAAAAUAUCAUUCCUGUGUGUAAACCCCACAUCAUGUACAUACAAAAAGGGAUACAACAGACGAGACCAAGUUUACACAUACACACAAAUAAAGAAUCAUAUAUAUGCAUCUAUUUCGCUUGGUCGAUGAAAGUUUUACUCCGGGUUCACCUGUCACGACCUUCUGUGGAUGUAUCCUCAGAUCAAGAAGCAGACAAGAUUCGUAUCGCAGUAAAAGUUAAAAGACUGAUAUUCAUGACAUUGUACACAUUAAAGCCAUAGGGCCUGGAAGUCUCACGAGGCGCUACUUCCGGUAGUAAGCUGGUUCCCGGCACCCUUUGCGCGAGACGGGCCCAGCUUACUUCCGGAACCAGAUUUCCGGUGACAAACGUAUAUUCAAGAACCAGUUCUGGUUUCAAAUUGGGCGACCGCCAAAUACGACUUUACUGGACCAGGCCAAGUGAACAACCUUGCUUGGCUGUCACAGCUGUUGAGCGUCGUAAUAGUUGGCUAAUUGGGGGAUGGAUAGAUCGGAAAUGUGUUUUUCCUGUUAGGAUUAUCGGUUCCUUACUGUCAACUGACAACCAUGAAACCAUUCGAAAAGGUAUGAAACGCAGUCACCGGAAGUACUAAGGUCUUGCGAAGUGCCGUGGUCUACUUACGGGGCCUAUUGCUUGUUAUCCGUUACGUUCUGCUGCAUUCAGGUGUGUUGUUAAGGUUUGAAAUUCACCGAACAUGAAUGUAAUACUUGGUGAGAACUUGGAGAGCUUGUUUCAGAUCCACACAGUAUUUACGACAUUGAAAUGUGUACAUGUUCAAGGAUAGUUAACAUCGCUAUGUUUGAUUUGUGGCAUCGUGUUGUUCUGUUUAAGGUAAAUUCAUUCUACCGUUUGUAUGAAUAUAUUGAGUAUGAAUUUGUCCAUGUGAGCGUGCAUGUGUCCUUUUUUUACAAAAUAUACUUUAUUCCACAAAAUACUGAAAAACAUGUGUUGAUAAGAUGAUCUGACUCAAACUUAUGAGCCAUGAAAGAUCCUAGUUCCGGUGUCAAAUCAGAUCUGAAGUUAAAUUUAUAAUUUCGAAUGUCCUUUAAUUUUCUGUGAGUAAUAUUUCGUAAUAUUAUAUUUAUGUAUUUAUGUUUUUAAGAUACGACCUUUGAAUUUAAAUUCAUUCCGCUUACCUUGUGUUACAACGUUUUCGACAACUUCUCCAAAGUUACAAUAUGGUGUUGAAACAUCGUAUGAAUGAUCUUCGCUGUGAUGCCUCGAACACUUGCACAAAUAAUUCAAGUUAAACAUAGCCGGCAUUAUUUCGUCUUGUUUCCAGUGAAUCAUGUUAUCUCAGUGUAUGCAAGUUUCUUUCACAAAAAUAUGUUCAGCACAGGAAGUCAUCCUGGAAAAUAUUCCCAAGUUAAAACAUAAAUCUUCUGCUUCUUCUUACAGAGAAACGUGUGUGUCCGGAAUCAUAAUGUACACAAAUGUCAACCCAGACAUGGGUCACCUGAUGAUGUAUCUAACUUCAGUUUCUUUUGGGGGUAUUUUAGACUGAAAUAUACAGAUGGAAUAAAAUGUUUCAAAAAGG